This is a messenger RNA of Marchantia polymorpha subsp. ruderalis, 2073 nucleotides long. Lineage: Eukaryota; Viridiplantae; Streptophyta; Marchantiopsida; Marchantiales; Marchantiaceae. The record is from the annotation of a GenBank genome assembly.
CUACAGAAUUCGAAGCAGAGCAAGUCGAGGAAGAAAGCGAGCGUCGUCGUGUCGCCCAUUCGCACUCACUGGUGACUGGGCAUCCAAUUCUUCAGACCUUCAAAACUUCAAACUCAAGGAUCGGACGAAUUGUCGUCAGAAAACAAAGUCUAAGGAAGACAGAGAAUAGGGUGCAGGUUUCUGAAUCAUGUGGAGGGAGAAGAUAAUUUCGCUUUUGAUCCUGUUCGUCGUUGUGGGUUUCCAGUCCAUCCCUGCUGCAUCAGGCUCGCCGGUGGGAUUUGAUGUUAGACAGCAUUUGUCAACUGUAACCAGGUACGAAGUUGGUAAACACUAUCGUGGAGGAAGCGAUGAAGCUGUUCCUCCAGUGCCUUCAGGAUGCGUCCCCAUUCAUCUUAACCUCGUGGCUCGCCAUGGGACUCGGGCACCUACUAAGAAACGCAUCAAACAGCUGGAUGAGCUGAUAGCAAAAGUCUCCAAGCUUGAUCGUAAAGACGGCUCUAAGGUCCCUGCUUGGUUAAAAGAUUUUCACUCUCCCUGGGAGGGACGCACUUAUGGAGGAGAACUUCUACCAGAAGGUGAACAAGAGUUGUAUGAGUUGGGACAGAGACUUAGGGAGAGGUAUCCAACUCUUUUCCAAUAUGACUACCACCCAGAUGUAUAUCCAAUCACUGCAACUCAGGUUGCUAGAUCAGCAGCUAGUGCUGUUGCUUUUGGAAUGGGUUUAUUCGAAGGGAAAGGGCGUCUAGGAGGAAGCAACCAUAGAGCUUUUUCUGUUAUUACGGACAGUCGAGAUCGGGACAUUCACCUUCGUUUUCACGAAUCCUGUAUGGCUUACAAGGAAUCUAAAAAACUCCGAAAACCAGCUGUUCAAGUUUUUCAAGAUGAUGUUUACCGCCAGGUGGCAGCUGCAGUCGGUCCAAGAUAUGAACUGGAUUUAACACAUGAAGAUGUCGAAGGUUUCUGGCUUCUUUGCAAAGAGGAAGCUUCACUGCUCAACAUUACCGACCGUGCGUGUGGACUAUUUAACGCUGCGGAGGUUGAGCUUCUUGAGUGGGCUGACGACGUACAAGCACAUCACUUGAAGGGAUAUGGAGAAGCUAUUAAUUAUCAAAUGGGUGUACCCCUUCUCGAAGAUGUAGUUUCUUCUAUGGAUCAGUCAAUCGCUGCCGAUAAAGGUACUCAAAAGAACGGGGCCGUGGAAUCAGCCAGACUACGCGUGGCACACGCAGAAACAGUCAUACCUUUCACCUGCUUGCUAGGUUUGUUCAUGGAAGGAGGAGAUGUGAAGAGUUUACAGAGUGAAAAGUCCAUGAAACAUCCGGCACGACCUCCUCAUCAGCGUGUGUGGAAAGGGAGUGUUGUUGCACCUUUUGGAGCAAACACAGCUCUUGUGCUUUACAAGUGUCCGAAAAAGGCGGAGGGUACAGUAAGUUCAGCAGAAAAUGCUUCUGAGUAUCUGGUUCAAGUAUUGCACAAUGAGAAGCCAAUCUCAAUGCCGGCUUGUAAUGGAAGACACUUCUGCCCGUUCACAGAGUUCAAGGAAACUGUUGCGGGCCCACACCUAAAGAACACCUUCGAAACUGUAUGUAAGGUGGAAGUGACCCCGCCGAAAAUAUCGUGGCCACGAAGGGUUUACCAAAGAGUUAGUCAAAUCUUACAGUGGCCUUUUCAAACAGCUAAUCUUAAUUCUCCCGACUCACGUACCUGUAAAGCAUACUAGAAUAGUUCAGGGGAGCUUCACACCUGGAAAAGAUUUUGGAAGUUGUUCAGGAUAAAUGAAACAUUGAUCUCGGCCUAGAUACUGCUCGUCGUAAAUGAAGAUUUUGUCUCACCAGGUGAGAAACUUAGUGUUUGGCAGGAAAAGUGGAGGUACAGAAGGUGAGUGUUCAGGAAGUUCAGCCGUAAUUGACGUUUAUCUGAUAUCUAUCACCAACAAGAAGGGGAUAGGAGCUUUGAAGCCUGAAGUAGAUGCCGGGCCUCAAAUCUACAGUGACGAGUGAAUGAAGGUGCAUGGAACGAUCUUUACUCAUGUGAGAUAGUAUCUUCGAUAAAUGUCCAGACCUUCCACCCAGC